Drosophila willistoni is the source of this 1428-nucleotide messenger RNA. It is a transcript of the gene PIG-U, whose product is annotated as phosphatidylinositol glycan anchor biosynthesis class U protein. NCBI's taxonomy places the organism in Eukaryota, Metazoa, Arthropoda, Insecta, Diptera, Drosophilidae. The record is from RefSeq and is a predicted model, not a curated record. The transcript has 4 exons. Gene Ontology annotation, cellular component: membrane; GPI-anchor transamidase complex. Gene Ontology annotation, biological process: protein localization to cell surface; attachment of GPI anchor to protein. The coding region runs from base 103 to 1383 and encodes 426 amino acids.
ACAAACAGCUGUUGUUUUGCGGCAUCCGCCUUAACGAAAUUUUGUUAAAGUUAAAAGUUGUCGAAAAUUAUGUUAAACCGCCCAAGCAAUAAAUAAAUAAAUAUGGAUGCAAAAAGCUUUAAACUCCUUCUCCUAGGUGGAGCUGUGCGUCUAUAUUUUAGCCGCACGCCGUUGGCUUCAUUAAUAGGAGAUCGUGUCGAAUUUGCUACACCUUUAAAUUCAUAUAAACGAAUGCAAGAGGGUGUCUUUCUGCUUGAACAUGACAUUGAUCCAUAUAGCGGUGACUUGGUGCACGAAUCGCCCCUAGUCCUGAAAGGACUCUCCUGGAUUUUCCUCAAUUAUGCAUCCUACCUCCCACUUUUGUAUAUAUUGCUCGAUCUAUUGACGGCCGGCUUGUUGUGGAUCAUGAGUCACUGGUUUGUCAAACACAAGUUGCAAGAACAGCGCUUGGAACGUAAACAUUAUGCCAAUGAUACGGAGGAACUUCAAUAUCAUAAUGAGGACAACUAUGAUAUACCUGAAUUAGUGCUAAUGGCCUAUCUGUUUAAUCCGUUGACCAUAAUGAGCUGCAUUGGCCUCACGUCAACAGUGUUUAGCAAUAUAUUUUUGGCUCUGUUCUUUUUUGCCCUAGUCAAAGGAUAUUUGCUACCAUGCCUGAUCCUAUUGGCCUUUGAGUCGGUUCGUAGUUUUUAUCCGAUUGUGUUGAUUUCUCCUCUUUUGUUGGUCUUUGCACGUCGCUCAUAUUGGAGAGGAUUCUGCAUAGGCUUACUAUUUGCUGCAGCUUGCAUCGCUAUAAUGGCAGCCAACUAUUUGGUUAUGAAUAGUUGGAACUUUUUGGAUGGUACACUGGGAUUUAUAUUUUAUUUUCGUGAUCUCCAGCCUAAUAUUGGGCUCUUUUGGUAUUUCUUUACGGAAAUGUUUGAACAUUUCCGUGCAAUGUUCCUUAUAACAUUCCAAUUGAAUGCCACCGUCUUGUAUCUGGUGCCAUUGUCGAUAAAAUUACGAAAGGAACCCCUACUUUUGGCCACAGUAUUAGUAGCUCUAAUGUCUGUGUUUCGUGCAUAUCCAAGCCUCGGUGAUGUAGGCUUCUAUUUGGCCUUAAUGCCAAUGUGGAAACGCUGUUGGAAAUAUAUGGCCCACGGUUUUGUGGUGUUUGCUUUCUUCCUCAUCAGUCUGUCCAUGAUGGGGGCUUUGUGGCAUUUAUGGAUCUAUGCGGGCUCAGCGAAUGCCAAUUUCUAUUUUGGUGCCACUUUGGCAUUCUGCACGGGUCAGAUAUUCCUCAUUACGGAUUUGCUGUUUGCUCAGGUUAAGCGACAAUUUUGUCUAUAUAAUGGCCAGAAGAUUAUGAUUGAUGGAGAAGAAGCGCGCAUAAUCCUAGAAUAAGAUUCCCUAAAUUAAAGCCACAAAAUGUUUUUAAUCAAAAAACAA